CGAAAACGUCAAACAGUUACCCUCCACACCCCAAGCGGGACGUCGCCGGUCGCGGCGAUCAUCCCCCUCGUAUACCGGUGCCAGAACAGUUGCCGAAGAGUACCACCACCGCUGCACGCGUAGUAUCACGUGGACUCGCAUGGAUCCAUCGAUCGCGGUAGCGUGCGAGCCCUGAUUGAGUUCACGUCACGCGUAGUCGAGGAAAACAGUGCUAAAGACAUUUAUCGUAUAACGAAGGAUUUUCUGUGUGGUUUUUGGAGCUUCCUACGACCUUGGUGCUUUUAAAGGUGCAUAAAUGGUGGAUUAUUACAACUACAAGAUGUCAGGCAGCGAGGACGAGCCUGAGUCCCUCUCGCAGUCGGGGAUGUCCAAGGCGGAGUUGCGGAGGAGCAACAAGCCGAUCAUGGAGAAACGGAGGCGCGCGCGGAUAAAUCAGUGCUUGGACGAAUUGAAGAGCUUGAUCCUCGAGGCGAUGAAAAAAGACCCAACCAGGCAUUCGAAGCUCGAGAAGGCCGAUAUCCUCGAGAUGACGGUGAAGCAUUUACAGGCCGUGCAGCGUCAGCAAUUAAGCACUGCGGUCGCUACCGAUCCGGCGGUGUUAACGAAAUUCCGCACUGGAUUUUCUGAAUGUGCUACCGAAGUAUCGCGGUACGUCAGCCACCUCGAGAACGUUGACCCUGUUGUGAAGCAACGACUGGUAUCACACUUGAACAAUUGCGUCAGCAAUCUCCAGCAAAUGGCGCCGUUCUACAGCCACUACGUGCCCUACAUGCCGGAACGCCUCUACCCGGAGGUGAAGGUCGGUUUCCAGAGCGAUUUCCAGAAUGGCGACGAGAAUAAUAAUGGAAGUGCCAGGAUCCAGAUACCGAACGGGGUUCAGUUGAUACCCAGCCGACUUCCAACAGGAGAGCUGGCUCUGUUGGUGCCCCAAUCGGCGGCCAUCUCCGCGAACUUCCCGUUCUUUCCACCCGCCCCCGACUCCAAGAUCGGUCGAUCUUCGGCCUUCACCGCCGUCCACAGGCCACAGAGUCCACUGUUGAGCCCCACCACGUCCACUUCCAGCUUCGGCGAAGAAAGCCACCAGUCGGAGAACUAUCCUCAGGCUCCUUCACCGACCCAUCAGCAGCGUUGGUUCAAAGCUCCGGAGCAGAGCCCGGCUUCCUCCAAGAGCUUCUCCUCGUCUCCGGAGACACAGAAGCCACAGAUCAGCUCCACCAGCGACAGCAAGUCACCGGUACAGAUUUUCAUAGACUCCAAACCGGACGGGAGUAAUAUACCUAAGAAGGUGUCCGCUGAUUCCUCUGAGUUGCCGAACAGCAAUGGAAUGGCGCCGAAUUUGCGACAACCGCUCUCGGUUAUCACGGAUAAGGCUUACAAUCGCAGCGGUUCGCUGCCCGCCAGAAGGGAGACCUUGAAGAGGCAUCAUUCCAGCGGACUUCUGGCCAUCUCCGAUAAAAGACCCAGGUAUCAGGAAUCGAUCACCUCCACGGUUCCCAUGGAUUCUUCCAACGGCGCGGCGAAGUCCGACGAAGAUCAAGCGGUUUCGGUAGAGGAUUUGUCGGGUAGGGCGACUUGCUCGGCUAAUAGAAAUUCUAAUCCUAAUCCUACGAAACUAGCAGCCGUGGCCGGCCCUUCGGGCGCGAACGGCGAUAUGUGGCGACCGUGGUGAUUCAAGGAGAAACUUGCCGACUGUUUUGUUUAAGUUUAAGACGAUGCUCCGGAGGAUUGUCCUAGAUUGCUUAGUACAAAUAAGUAUUCAUGAAUACGGAUGGUAUUGACCACGAGAUAUAGAUUCUAAGAUGUUUUAUCAACGAGAUCGGUGCCCAACGGUCGAUUGUCUUGCGUCCUCUUUGUACCGAACGAGAUAGUGCCUUAGGGAAGGGAAUAGUUCACUUUUAUUGGUUAUUGACGACCAUAGUUGGUUUUUCUCCCGACGCAUGUGUCUAACGAUAAGUUGUAUUUAUUAUCGAAGUAGGUCUCGACUAAGUAGGUUCAGUAAGUUAAGUAGCAUUAGAGUUCAGGAUGGGCUAUGAGCAAGGUGUGGAAAAUUCGAACGAGAAGGCAUUAGGCAGUUAAGCGGAUAAACCACGGAAUGGGAACGCGCACAACUCUGUAUCCUAGCAUUUGAAGACUUACAAGCUUUAACGAUAUUUUGUACGAUUAGUUUCCUGUGAAUAAUCUUGUAAAUAACCGCCCGACCUUAUUUAAUUUUUACCUUUCAUUAAGAAUCGUUUUUUGUCAAACGACCGAGCGCGGUCGUCGUAGGCUAAGAUACUAUCGCCAGUUUGUGAUAACGGUCAAGCGUCCAAAUAAAAAUGAAACGAUAACGACGAAUCCUCUUCGAUUAAUUGGCAUCGUCUCCGACGCGACGAAUCGCGAACGUCUCCUAUGAAAAAAGUCCGAAUCCGUGGCCUCUAUUGACACGUCCCGCGGUCUCGUAAAAGGCUCAGCAAUUUCGCCGGUAGAAAAAAAAAAGUCGUCGGGGCGGCUUUAUCCUUUUAAGAAGCGUUAAACGCGCUCCGAUUCAUAAACUGGAACUUAUUCUUUCCCUUUUUGCCGAUAAAGGAGUAAAAAGACGCGGCGAAUGAGAAUUUCAACCACCUGUUACACCGCAAAACCACCCCCUUUCUCAUCGGCCGACUGCUUAAACUGAUUUAUCGACAGACGCCGUGAAAUUCGUUCGAUGCCCUUAGCCGUCUGUGGAGCACUCGUCUUGGCCACCGGUUGCCGAAAUUCUUAAUUUCGAUAUUGAUUUAUGGCGCGAAAAGGAAGACCGUAAUUCCAUCGAGAGGCGGGUGGAUGGAGCAACACGUGCGCGUAUAGUUUACGCAUUUCCUAGCCUCCGGCGCUUGUUAAUUCCAAAGAGUAUUCUUUUUCUGGUCGAUUUGUUUGGGGAAAAAGUAGCCAUGUUUGAGAAAAAGCUGACGCAAUUUUUUUUACGAGCGCUAGUUCCCAUGCGCCGUGCGAGAUGGCGGCAUGGUAGCGACGGGCAGCGAGAAUUCCCGUCUACUCUAAAGUUUUCAGAAACUGCCAGUGUGACUUUAGGAUUACUCUCGUUUGUGUUUUAGUUCUGAUUAUUGUUCGUUCGAACUUUGGGUAAGGAUAGAAUUUAGUGAGGAAAUUAUUGAUGACGAUGGAAGAGUAUGUAAGUAUGAGUUAUUUGAGAAUGGUAUAGGUAAGUUUUUCAUUUUAUUUUGUUGGAAGUGGUUAAAGUAGUACAGGAGCUAAAUUCUUAAUGCAAAUGGCACUUCAUUGAAUGAAAUUGUGGAAUUUGGCAAUGAACCUUAACUAACUCUUUCGAAUAUAUAUAUAUUUUUUUUUAAUUACUUUGUUUAAGGUCACAUCAACUCCAUGGUUAUUAGUAACCACGUUAAUAUUUACAAUUCAAUUGCAAUUUAUUCAUUAUUACAUAUUUCGUUAAUAUAUCUACUAGUUUGAGAAAUUCGUUUCUAUUGUUGAGAAUCGUCUGCAUAUUAUUUAAAAGUUUGAAUUCUACUCGAUCGUGCUGCAUUCCUUGGCAUUCUUCAAUUAAAUGACUUUCGAAUAUAUUUUCUGAUCCUUCUUUUUCGAUAAAUGAAAUGUACAUAUUUAACAGUUAAUUGUCGUCAAGUGAUCGAAUCUCUAAUGGGUUUCGCCGAAGUAAAGAUCUAACUUCCUUUCAUUAUAUUGUAGUCUAUGUGUAGUCCAAGUUAUUACUUACAUAAUUUAAUUGUAUGAAGCUUCGUUUACAUCAAUCAAUGUACUUUCAUUUAUUAUAUUACAAAAUAUUUUUCCUAAUGGAAUCAAUCACAGUUUAAAUCAUCUGACGAGGUCUUCUAAGGGCUGAAACGUUGCAAUAUUUGAGAGAACAUUUAAGACAAAUUUUGUUCAUAAUAAUUUCAACUGUUUUGGCUGGUUAACCCAUUCACUGCUGGACAAAUUUUGAAGGUUUUGUUUUGGACGCCAAGAUUUAAUACAGAUAUGUAAUCUAGGUUAUCAUUUUGAUAAUAAAAAGUGAUAUUAAAUUCAUUGUUUUAAAAAGAAAGAAUGUAAAUUUAUACUUCGAGUAAUUGCAAUAAAUUCGAACUACGAGAUAUCUCGUAGUUGAUAAGGAAUGGGUUAAAACAUUUUCUCAGUGAUUUCGUUUUAAUUUCGAUUUCCUUUCUAUUCCUAAAGA
This is a messenger RNA of Hylaeus anthracinus, 4156 nucleotides long. RefSeq names its product protein hairy-like (gene dpn). The record is from RefSeq and is a predicted model, not a curated record. NCBI's taxonomy places the organism in Eukaryota, Metazoa, Arthropoda, Insecta, Hymenoptera, Colletidae. Gene Ontology annotation, cellular component: nucleus. Gene Ontology annotation, biological process: regulation of transcription by RNA polymerase II; regulation of neurogenesis; anterior/posterior pattern specification. Gene Ontology annotation, molecular function: DNA-binding transcription factor activity, RNA polymerase II-specific; protein dimerization activity; RNA polymerase II cis-regulatory region sequence-specific DNA binding. Bases 296 to 1669 code for a protein of 457 amino acids. The transcript has 3 exons.